Messenger RNA from Gregarina niphandrodes, 873 nucleotides. RefSeq names its product RNA-directed DNA polymerase. Lineage: Eukaryota; Apicomplexa; Conoidasida; Eugregarinorida; Gregarinidae. The coding region runs from base 1 to 873 and encodes 290 amino acids. The record is from RefSeq and is a predicted model, not a curated record. The transcript has 2 exons.
AUGCCUUACCUGGAGGGGAACGAGGCAGUAAUAGACAUCCAAGGACGACGGAUAUUAGUGGACGAAAAAUGGCAUAAUCUAGUUAGGGUCAACGGGGCCGUGGACAGGAUACAGGUACGGAUGGUGGAUCCGGUAUUGGAGGAAGCCCUGCGGAAGUGUGACGUCAACGAAAUCGACAAGUCGGAGUUGAGGAAGGUCCUCACGAAGUUCGAGGACUUGUGGAAAGGAGACGAGAUAGGGCGGACAACGGUGAUAGAGCACCGGUGCGACCCCUCGAUCCGGUGCUCUAUCGCCGUUGCCGAUUGCGUGCCGCACCCGCAGGUCUACGGAUCAGCAAAAGGCGGUUAUAGAGAAGGAGGUAGCGGAUAUGAUCCAGAAGGGAGUGGUCUGACCAAGCUUCAGUCCGUACGGGUCGGGGGUUGUGCUAGUGAAGAAGAAGACUGGCGAGUGGCGGUUCUGUGUGGAUUAGCGGCCGUUGAACGAGGUGACAGUACGGGACGAGUACCGAGGAUAGAUGACUUGUUGCGCGCGGUGAGAGGUUCGCGGUGGUUCAUCGCAAUGGACCUGCGAGUCGGGUACUGGCAAGUAGCCAUGAGGGCAGAGGACAUUCCGAAGACGGAAUUUAGGACACCCUCAGGACUAUACGAGUUUGUCGUGAUGCCGUUCGGCCUAGUGAACGCUCCGGCGACGUUCCAAAGGAUGGUGGAGAGCCUCUUCGGGGACCUCUACUGGAACGGGGUACUCGUGUACCUGGAUGACAUCCUAAUCCACGCAGCGACCCUAGAGGAAGUAUUUGUGAAGUUGGAAGAGGUGCUGAAGAGACUCCGAGCAAGUGGUCUGAAGCUCCGGUUCGUUCUUACCGGAACAGGUUGA